Molecule: messenger RNA, 216 nt
Organism: Penicillium expansum
Lineage: Eukaryota; Fungi; Ascomycota; Eurotiomycetes; Eurotiales; Aspergillaceae
Exons: 1
Coding region: 1-216 (71 amino acids)
Source: RefSeq, a predicted model, not a curated record
AUGUACGAAAGAAGCCAGAGACAUUCGGAAGAAAAUGAUCGUCGCGGGUAUGCAAGUCCUGCUUCCGGAUGGAUCACAGAAUCCAGGAACCCACAUCCCAUCUUCGUCUCAGCCAGUCUCACGGGGCCUACCAGGCUCGCGGAUACAGCAAGCUUUCGAUCUGGAAGAUUCCCCGGAUAUCCCUUGUUGAAGGUCACCUGCAUUAUCCACAGGUAG